Messenger RNA from Neohortaea acidophila, 2800 nucleotides. RefSeq lists its product as uncharacterized. The record is from RefSeq and is a predicted model, not a curated record. Lineage: Eukaryota; Fungi; Ascomycota; Dothideomycetes; Mycosphaerellales; Teratosphaeriaceae. The coding region runs from base 193 to 2502 and encodes 769 amino acids. Gene Ontology annotation, molecular function: ATP binding; ATP-dependent protein folding chaperone. The transcript has 5 exons.
CAUCAAGCCAAACACCCUCAGCCUCCUCCGUCUGUCUCUCCGCGGCCGUCCAUUCCCCUCGCCCAUCCCCUUGCGCCCGUGCGAUCUCGUCCUGCCCGCCGCCCCUCUCCACGCUUCCACUGCGCUCGCUUGCCUCUGUCCACACCCCCCCAACGCCCGCCCUGGUCAUUACUGCCAGAACAUGUGCGUCCGAUGAAUAACCGCUUCCGCAAACUGGUCGGCUCGACUCGUAGAUCCAGCAGCAACCAAUCCAUCACCACCUCCACCGCCACCCCCACCAACAACUCCAACUCCUCCUCCUCCAACCUCUCGCGACCCACCGCCGCUCCCACCCUCUCCUCCGCCUCUUCGACCACGGGCCCCGCUGCCCCCGCCGUAACGAACGGCACUGCCUCUCCCUCUGCCAGCAGCACAACCACCCACUCCCAGAGCCCAGCGGCCAACGUCAACACCCCCGCUGCAAGCAGCGACGUCACCCCCGCCGCCUCGUCGACCUCGGUAGGAGCCAUGAGUGGACCCGCACCGCUUGGUCGUCCACCAUCCUACCAGUACGCAAGCGCGGGCAAUCCCAAUCCCAACCACGCCGCGCCUGCAGGAAGGACAAACUCGCCAAUGGUCCCGCCCAUCAACACCGGCGCGGGCGCUGGCCACACCUACCCCGCCGGCCAAGCGUACAACCCCAAUGCCCCUCCUGUGUAUCCCUCGCAAGGCGGGUAUGGAUACAGUGGCGGUGCAGCGCCGCAGGGUAUGCAGAUGUACGGGCGACAGCCUACCGAUGAUGGCAAUCAGCGGAAUAAGGCCCAACUCAUUGUGGGCAUUGAUUUUGGCACUACCUUCUCCGGCGUCGCGUUCGCUUUUGCGACAAAUACCGAGGCGAAGGAGGACAUCAUUGUCGAAUGGCCGGGAGCUGGCACUCAGACCAAGCAAAAGAUCCCGACCGUCCUCUAUUACGACCAACACCAGCAAGUCGUUGGUUGGGGCCCUGAUAUCGCAGACGCUCUGGCACCUACCGGCUACCCCAAGCCUGGCGUGCAGAAAGUCGAGUGGUUCAAACUUCAAUUGAUGCUUAGCGGAAACACCUACAUUGACCCCAUCAACCUUCCUCCUCUUCCGCCGGGCAAGUCUGAGAUCGAUGUCGCCGCCGACUACCUGUUCAAGCUGCGCCAGGCCAUGCGCAAUCAACUUCAAAAGACGCUGGGAGAGGUGUUCAAUCGGGAAGAACGCAACAUCCGAUAUUUCUUGACGGUGCCGGCCAUCUGGAAUGAAGCAGGCAAGGCCGCCACGCGAGCAGCAGCCAUUCAAGCUGGUUUCCUGCGUGAUGAAAACGACAACCGACUCACCCUCAUCACCGAGCCCGAAGCAGCAGCCAUGUUUUGCUCCAAGACCGGUUUGCUCAACCUCAAGAUCCACGACGCUGUUCUCAUUGUCGAUUGCGGUGGUGGUACCGUCGAUUUGAUCGCAUACGAGGUCGAAGAGGAGUCACCGUUCACCGUUGCCGAGUGUACUGCUGGUUCUGGCGAUUCUUGCGGCUCCACUGCACUCAACCGAAACUUCUCCAACAUCUUGCGCGCCAAGAUCCGCAAGAUGAAACUUCCCGACGGCUCGCGAACGGCUGGCAAGGUGUACGCCAAGUGUAUCAUGGACUUUGAGAACCGAAUCAAGGCCGACUUCCGCAACAAUGGGCAGAAGUGGGCCGUCGAUGUGGGAAUCGAGGCGGAGUUUCCCGAGGCCGGAAUUGAGGAAGGCUACAUGACUUUCACCAAUGAGGAGAUCUUGCAGUGCUUUGAGCCUGUGGUGAACCGCAUUCUCGAGCUGGUUCGAAAUCAGAUUAUUGCUAUCCAGGCUCAGAACAGAGUGCUACAGAAUGUGCUUGUGGUCGGAGGGUUCGGUGCAUCCGAGUACCUCUUCCAGCAGAUCAAAUUGCACGUGCCACCUCAGUUCCAGAACAAGGUGGUGCGGCCCAUGGACUCGGUCGCCGCCAUCGUCAAGGGUGCAGUCACCGCUGGCAUUACCGAACGUGUCAUCACCUCCCGUGUCGCCAGAAGACAUUACCUGAUGGCGACUUUGCAACCAUUCAAGGAAGGACAUCAUCCGGAGCAGUACCGUGUGCCUUCGCUCGACGGUAAGGAUCGCUGCAAAUACACACGACAGAUUUUCGUGCAAAAGGGACAACGAGUCAAGAUUGGGGAGCCUGUCAAGGUGUCCUUCUUCCGACAAGUCGCCCCGGGCGCUACGCUCAUGUACGAGGACGUGCUAUAUGCGUGUGAUGAGGACGUCUGCCCCGAAUACACCAAAGACCCACGUAUAAAGGAAAUCGUCACCCUCACCUCCGACCUCAGCCGCAAGAACCUCGAGAAGGAUUUCGAGCGCAUGGACACGCCGCAGGGCACCUUCUACCGCGUCUACUUCGACAUCUACCUCACCCUCGACGGCUCCGAGUUCAACGCGGAGCUGGUCUGCCAAGGAGAGGUCAUGGGCCGCUGCUCUGCGCGCUUCAGGUAGAUGCGUCUGCCUAGCGAGCCCUCGAACUUUGGAUAGGGCCCGCGCUGGUGUCAUAGCGCGCGAAUAAUGAUUGUGCUUGUUGUUCGAAGAGCGCUGGGCGUUUGUCUAAUGCAGGAAAGGGAGGAAUGGCGUGGGAAUCUGGGUGCGAAGCCGGUGUUGGUAAUGAUGAGGAGCGUUGGUUGGGAGCUACCGCGUGCUCUCGGUCAUCUAUCAUGCUGGAGUAAUGAGUGCGGACCAGAAUUUGCAGGGAUUAGGUAGCUACAUAGUUGCGAGUAGAUAUCGUGAAUAUAACUUACCC